Molecule: messenger RNA, 439 nt
Organism: Ictalurus furcatus (blue catfish)
Lineage: Eukaryota; Metazoa; Chordata; Actinopteri; Siluriformes; Ictaluridae
Product: protein preY, mitochondrial-like
Exons: 2
Coding region: 104-439 (111 amino acids)
Source: RefSeq, a predicted model, not a curated record
GGAAGCAUCAGGCGUACAAACACGACUGAUAACAGGUUAAACUAGUUUGAGGACUUUUUUUUAAAAAAAUUUUUUAAAAAAACCCAACGCAUUUUCCUCGGAUAUGUCUCAGUAUGCACUGAGGAGAUUAGCUACAGAAUAUUGUAGUUUCAACACAUUUGUGAAUAUCAGGACAUUUUUGCGACUGCAGGAGAGAAACCUGUCCGGUUCCAGUGAAGUGAAGGACGCUGGGAAAAACGCGUUCGACGUUUCUUUACUCGAGUUUCUUGUGUGUCCUCUGUCUAAGAAACCUCUCAGAUACGAGGAAACAACAAACGAACUAAUCAACGAAGAGCUUGGUAUUGCGUAUCCCGUAGUAGAUGGCAUCCCGAAUAUGAUUCCUCAGGAUGCACGCCUGAUCAAGCAGACUGAAGGAGCUGAAAAACCGACUCAGACUUGA